Messenger RNA from Eupeodes corollae, 597 nucleotides. RefSeq lists its product as uncharacterized. The record is from RefSeq and is a predicted model, not a curated record. NCBI's taxonomy places the organism in Eukaryota, Metazoa, Arthropoda, Insecta, Diptera, Syrphidae. The transcript is spliced from 2 exons. The coding region runs from base 211 to 531 and encodes 106 amino acids.
ACGAAAGCACCUUCAAGCAAGUGCCAACUUCGCACUGGUCCACAGUCGAGACAAGAUUGUGGAGCGUUUCUGGUUAUAAUUUGUUCGCACCGCGCCUGGUUUUUGCAUAGAAUUACAUAAAAUAAAUUCCAUAAGUACACCCACCUUUCUCUUGGACCGUGUGUGGAUGCCUCCGAAGUUGGCCUAUAUUUUUAGUCGAAACAUAAAAAGAUGUUAAUUUAUUUUAUUUAUUCGGUGAUGGGACUUCUGUUAGUUGCAACUACUGCCCAGUCAAGUUAUCUAGGCAAUCUCAAGGUCAUUGAACCAUUAGAUGCUAAAGCUGGAGUAGUUAUCGAUACAGCACCAUCAGUGGUCUAUCAUCAGAGCUAUUCACAAUUGAAUGGGAAAGUUGUGGUUACUCCAUCGAGGGGUUCUGGACGAUCUUAUAAUGCUCCAGCAGUGAUACCAGCCGUAAGGGAUUUCCAGACUGUUGCUGUGGGACAAAAAUAUGCAGCACCAUCGUAUGGACCAGUUUAUCGACCUGGCUUAUGAUGUGAUGUUUAAGAGUAUUUUAAUUAAAUAAAAGUGAAGAAUAAAGUGUGAUCCCAUAAAAAUAAA